AAUCGCGGUAAUUUCAAUUCGACAAGUCUGGCGAUUUAUCAAAAAUAACCUUGAUUUGAUAAAAUUGUUAUUAGACUUAUCGAAAAGUAUAAGAACAUAUAAAGCGUUGAAUUAGAAUACUAAAUUAAAACUUUCAAAAGUCGCUAUCAUGUUACAACCUGUGAUGCAUGUUUUAAAACAGAAAAAUAUAAUCUUAGCGAGUGGAUCACCGAGGCGAAAAGAAUUAAUAGAAAAUAUUGGUCUGGCAGUUGGUCUUUGUCCAUCGCUCUUUGAAGAGAAUCUCGAUCCUAAAAACUACAAGAGCUUUACAGAAUUUGUUGAAGAAACAGCUUUGCAGAAAGUCCUAGAAGUAGAUAAUAGGUUAAGUUUGCAAGGUGACCCACCGGAUGUAGUUAUCGGUGCUGAUACAAUGGUUACACUUGAUGGAUCCAUGUUUGGCAAGCCAACAUCGGAGCAAGAAGCUUUUGACAUGCUAAAAAGUCUUUCAGGAAGAAGUCACACAGUGUACACGGGUGUGGUAGUGAAAGCUAAUGAUAAAAUAGUGAAAUUUACCGAAAAAACAGAUGUCAUAUUUGGAAAAUUGGAUGACGAACAGAUCAGAGGAUAUAUAGCUACUAAAGAACCUAUGGAUAAAGCUGGGGGCUAUGGUAUACAAGGCGUUGGAGGCACUUUUGUGGAAAGGAUAGAGGGCGACUAUUUCACAGUGGUCGGUUUACCACUGUAUAGGCUUUGUUCUGUACUCUAUAAUAUGUUUAAGGAGAAUAAAUAACUUUACAUAAAA
Melitaea cinxia (Glanville fritillary) is the source of this 781-nucleotide messenger RNA. Its product is annotated as dTTP/UTP pyrophosphatase. NCBI's taxonomy places the organism in Eukaryota, Metazoa, Arthropoda, Insecta, Lepidoptera, Nymphalidae. The record is from RefSeq and is a predicted model, not a curated record. The transcript has 4 exons. The coding region runs from base 149 to 769 and encodes 206 amino acids. Gene Ontology annotation, molecular function: nucleoside triphosphate diphosphatase activity.